AUGGGUAAAGGCGAGGAACUGAAAAGGGAAUAUCCCUUGCACUGGGCAGUGUUUAGAAGAGAUUAUGAGGAACUUCUUGAAUUUUUAGAAGAUGCUUCAACUGCCGACAUCAAUAAAGUUGACGUUAGAGGGAGGACGCCUUUGAUGUUAGCCGUGACCCUAGGCCAUUCGGAAUGCGCCAAAGCACUUUUAGAAAAAGGAGCUGAUGCUACUGUGCAGAAUGCGGAUAUGUGGUCUCUCAGCCAUGAAGCGAUUUGUUCUGGAGAUGCUGAUCUCUUAAAACUAAUUUUACAGUACCGAGACUUUCAAAGGGCAGUAAAUUUAAAUCGAGCCAUGGAACGGUUGCUGAAGUUGCUUAAGGAAACAAACGAUUUUUAUGCAGAAAUGAGCUGGGAGUUUUCAAGCUGGCUACCAUUUGUUAGCAAAAUGUGUCCGUCAGAUACGUAUAAAAUCUACAAACGUGGUUCAGAUGUGAGGAUUGACACGACCUUAGUUGGUUUUGACUCAGCGUCUACUUGGAAACGUGGUAAUCAAUCAUUUAUUUUUCGCUUUACCGCUGAUAAUCACAUUCAGUUCAGUGUGGUCGACCACGAUUUACAGACGGUCAGUACGAGGGUUGUGAGUUCUGGUACCGAAGAAAAGUUAGAAGACUUUGAACCGAGAGAGGAUGCUGUUUAUUCGAGAAUGACUUCUCCAGUUGAAACUACUUUUGUCGAUAUUGAAAAAAUAGGUUUUGAAAGGUCAAAAGCUGGAGGUCUUCGUGCAUGGUUUUCGCCCUGUGAUGGUCAUGACGAAGUUAAUGGUUAUCAGUGUAAGGUAGUGUUUACUGCUAGUAACGUAGAAAUUAUAACGAAAAGAAGAGUUGAACAUUUACUCGAGGAAGAUAAAGAACGAUGUAAACAGGAGGAGAACAACGAUUCGUUGAGCAAAGUACUAAGGCUUGUAGAAAAAACGGAAGAGUUCACAGCUGAGAUGAAGCGGACUGGCAAUGAUGUUUACUGUGGUUUAACACCAGCUCAGUACUUAGAUGAAGAUUUCUCAAUGGAAGAUCGAGAUAUUGGUCAUCCAAAGCAAGUAACUCGGAAGUGUAACUCUUUUAAAGCAACGUUAUGGUUAUGCGAUGAAUUUCCACUUAGUUUACAGGAACAGAUCUUGCCAAUUGUUGAUUUAAUGGCAGUUAGUAAUACGCAUUUCGCUCGAUUGAAAAAUUUUAUUCAGCUCCAGUUGCCGGCGGGGUUCCCGGUUAAGAUUGAAAUUCCACUGUUUCAUUUAGUCAGUGCCCGAAUAACAUUUUCAAACAUCAAUAAACCUGGACCACAGGUGUUUGUCAAAGAGCCGGAGAAUACGGUACUAUUGGUUUUAAGCGAAUUGAUCACUUUUGAGAACAAGACAUUCGACAUUCCGAUCCAUUACCGGUCUGAGUUAAACGAAGCUUUUUCGGGGAUUUACGAGGGAGCUGCAGGAUACGCUCCGGCGAACGGUUAUAUUCCGUCGAGAAGAUAUAUACCAGAAGACGAGCUUUAUUUGCAAUUUGCUCUUGAACAAAGUAUGCGGGAAGCCGCCGGUCUUGCACCCAACAGUAGUGGAGAAAUUUCUGCUGUUGUGUGUAAUAAUGCUGAAGGUGAUAUGGAUCCCGAAUUGGCAUUCGCUAUAGCAGAGAGUUUGCGAAGUUUGCAGCCUGGAGCUGGUCAAAACGUUUUAUCUUAUUCUAAUCUUUCUCAGGAUGAGGAAUUAAAUAAGGCCCUACAGCUUUCUAAGAAGGAAGAAGAGGAAAGGGCACGAUUACAACGUGAGCAAGACGAAGAGUUAGAACGUGUUUUAGCGUUGUCACUCAUAGAAAAGUAA
Molecule: messenger RNA, 1845 nt
Organism: Enterobius vermicularis (human pinworm)
Lineage: Eukaryota; Metazoa; Nematoda; Chromadorea; Rhabditida; Oxyuridae
Source: the annotation of a GenBank genome assembly